AACACUGUCUUUAAGAUGAUGGUUUGGAUAUCAUUUUUUUUGCAACAAACAAAGGCUCGGGCCAUGCCAGCCGACCUCAUCCUGUACGGGGGCGACAUCAUCACCAUGGAGGGGAGUGAGGCCAACCGGUCCCGCGGUGCCGACUCCCCGCCCAAGACCGAGGCCGUAGCGAUCAGCGGGGACACCAUCCUGGGUGGCUCCAUCGAUGAUGUGGUCUUCCGUCCCGCCGGACCCGACACCCAGGUCAUCUUCCUGAACCAACAGACCCUGAUGCCGGGCUUCAUCGAACCCCACCAGCACGCUAUACAGUGCCCCAUCAUGCGGAGCCAGUACAUCAACAUCAGUGCCCUGAAUUACAGGUAA
Patiria miniata (bat star) is the source of this 363-nucleotide messenger RNA. RefSeq names its product imidazolonepropionase-like. NCBI's taxonomy places the organism in Eukaryota, Metazoa, Echinodermata, Asteroidea, Valvatida, Asterinidae. Gene Ontology annotation, molecular function: hydrolase activity, acting on carbon-nitrogen (but not peptide) bonds. The record is from RefSeq and is a predicted model, not a curated record.